AGAACACUCGGCUCGCUCACUCGUCGUCCGGCGCGCGUCCACUACACACCUUUAACACAUUAAGAGGAGGCAACAAUACUCCCUUUUUUCUUCCUUUAACUGAAAAAAAGUUUUAAUACCCACAACACAAAAUGUCUCUCGCGGAUCCCGUGGCCUUUGCCAAGGAUUUUAUUGCCGGUGGUUGUGCCGCUGCCAUCUCAAAAACUGCCGUUGCGCCGAUCGAACGUGUCAAGCUGCUUCUUCAGGUACAGCACAUCUCGAAGCAAAUCGCUGAGGACCAGCGUUACAAGGGUAUGGUAGAUUGCUUCGUCCGUAUCCCAAAGGAGCAGGGUUUCCUCAGUUUCUGGCGUGGUAACUUCGCAAACGUCAUCCGUUACUUCCCCACCCAGGCCCUCAACUUUGCCUUCAAGGACAAGUACAAGCAGGUGUUCCUUGGUGGUGUUGACAAGAACACCCAGUUCUGGCGUUACUUCGCUGGUAAUCUUGCUUCUGGUGGUGCUGCUGGUGCCACAUCACUGUGCUUUGUCUACCCACUUGACUUCGCCAGAACCAGAUUAGCUGCUGAUGUCGGUAAAGUCGGUGGUGACCGUGAAUUCACCGGUCUUGGUAACUGCCUGACCAAGAUUUUCAAAUCUGACGGUCUCGUUGGUCUGUACCGUGGAUUCGGUGUAUCAGUCCAGGGUAUCAUCAUCUACCGUGCCUCAUACUUCGGUUUCUAUGACACCGCACGUGGUAUGCUCCCAGACCCCAAGAAGACACCAUUCCUCGUCUCCUGGGGUAUUGCACAGUGUGUCACUACUGUCGCUGGUAUCAUCUCAUAUCCAUUCGACACAGUACGUAGGCGUAUGAUGAUGCAGUCUGGACGUGCCAAGAGUGAAAUGCUCUACAAAAACACCCUCCACUGCUGGGGAACCAUCUACAGAACUGAGGGUGGUGGUGCCUUCUUCAAGGGUGCAUUCUCGAACGUUCUUCGUGGUACUGGCGGUGCCCUCGUAUUGGUACUCUACGACGAGAUCAAGAACCUCCUCUAAACAGUUUUUUUCAAGUCCACAACAAUAAGAAAAACAACCGAGAAAAACCUUUUCCCCUAUUUUUCCUCCUCACCCAUCUACUCGACAAAAACACUGCGACCCCUCACCAUCUUCAUCAUCAACAACACCAAUAACCGGAGAAUUUCACUGUUAAAACGUGAAAUGUCAAGCAAUUCAGGAAGCCGGAAAAUUCCCGAGUCUUUGGACACGAUCUACCAUCAUUGAAAAAAAAAGGAAAAAGCGAAAAUGGAAAAUAUUAAACUCGUCGACAAUUUUAUGAAUGAAAAAUAAACUUAUGGUAGCUUGACGUCCUUUAGCUCAUGUAGAGCCUAGCCUCGGCUCUGUUCAGUUUAUCUAAGUUUGUCCUUUUCGUUCUUUCUUUUUUCUUUAAAUUUAUUACCGGAUUCAGUAUUCAUUGCAGCGACUCCCGGUACACGAUUAUUUAAUUAAAGAAAAUAGCAGAAUUUUAAUUUAAUUAAUACAAAGCUUCGCUUGCGAGCGGAUCGCGAGUGUGACAACAUUUGUGAAAUUUAACGGCACGUCCCUCAAAACGACUGCCUAACGAAAAAAAAAAUAAAAAAAAAUAAACAAAACUAGAACAUUCAUAAUUUAAUCUAAUUCAAUCCAGACGCAAGUCUGUCGACUCAUCAUGUUGAUGACUGAUUUAAAAACAAAUGGGAGAUUCAGAAUGUGCUCGCUGUACGAGCGAAUCAAGGUGAAUAUGUGAAGAUUUAACAGCGACGAAACUUAAACCUAAUUAAUUUAAAUCAAAAAGACACAAUUGAGAGGGACGCGCGACGAUUUAUUAAAUAAAAACAACAACACAACAGAGAAGAACCAUCGACGACGAUGGCGGGGUGCGUAGACCUGGGCUGCCCCCGCCCUUUAUUCUCGGCCCAUUGUAGAUAAUUAAUAAUUCGUAAUAAUUACAUGAGAAAAUAUGACGCGAUCAUUCAACGAUAUCCGUGAACAAAAAGUACACCAUGUUUAGGGGGAUGAUUAACUCAAUAAAAUAAUUAAUUCGCACUCCAGACAUCAGUGUGUAAGAUAAUGAAAAAACAAUGAGUCUGUGUAUGCAUCUACUUCUGUUCAUGUUAGGAUGUAUGCAGAUCAAAUGUCGAAUCAAUAAAAAAAAGUGGAAACUA
Molecule: messenger RNA, 2176 nt
Organism: Diachasmimorpha longicaudata
Lineage: Eukaryota; Metazoa; Arthropoda; Insecta; Hymenoptera; Braconidae
Gene: Ant
Product: ADP,ATP carrier protein
Exons: 4
Coding region: 132-1031 (299 amino acids)
Biological process (GO): negative regulation of mitochondrial outer membrane permeabilization involved in apoptotic signaling pathway; mitochondrial ADP transmembrane transport; mitochondrial ATP transmembrane transport
Cellular component (GO): mitochondrial inner membrane
Molecular function (GO): ATP:ADP antiporter activity
Source: RefSeq, a predicted model, not a curated record